This is a messenger RNA of Haliotis rufescens (red abalone), 7051 nucleotides long. Its product is annotated as alpha-mannosidase 2-like. The coding region runs from base 126 to 3437 and encodes 1103 amino acids. The record is from RefSeq and is a predicted model, not a curated record. Gene Ontology annotation, cellular component: Golgi membrane. NCBI's taxonomy places the organism in Eukaryota, Metazoa, Mollusca, Gastropoda, Lepetellida, Haliotidae. Gene Ontology annotation, molecular function: alpha-mannosidase activity; carbohydrate binding. The transcript is spliced from 23 exons. Gene Ontology annotation, biological process: mannose metabolic process; protein deglycosylation; N-glycan processing.
CUUCAGCAGUCGAGCGGAGCGGAAGGAAAUGAUUGUGUGGAAGCACGUAUUUCAUGUUCAGGUUCAUACUUCUAGAAAAUAAUUCCAGCACUGACCUGCACCCAUAAUGACCAGACCUGGUCAAGAUGAAGAAGAGAGAUUUCUGGACGGCUGUUAUUGGUGUGUCGAUCAUCUACAUCGGCCUGUGUUUCUGGAUCUACUUCAGAAUUGAGUCUCAGCUGUCACGGUCGGUCAGUCUGGUGGAGAAGGAAGAGAAGUGUCCCAGGGCCUACUCACCAAGGCAUGCCCACUUCUCCGGGAACACCGUAGCAGUGAGGCAGAUCUCCACAACAUGGCCCACCUGCCAAGCCAAACUGACAGCUGAGCAACAUGGAGUUGAUAUUCAGAUGGAGUCGGAAUGGUCGUCUAUCAAGGUGGCCUACCCCAAGUUCAUCCUGACUGUGAGUGGGUGGGUGCCCGACCUCCAGGUGCCCUCCUACACAGCCAAGGGAGGGGACAGACCCUUGCAUGUCAUAGUGGUACCCCACUCCCACCAGGACCCAGGUUGGCUCAGUACCUUCGUUCAAUACUACAAUUCUUACACUAAGGAAACUCUGGACAGUGCGGUAGAACAACUGACAAAGCAGCCAACAUGGAAGUUUAUUUGGGCUGAGAUGAUAUUUCUGGCUAGAUGGUGGGAGACUGCAUCUCAGGAAAAAAAAGACAAAUUUCUGAAACUGGUGGCAGACGGACGUCUGGAGAUUGUGACAGCAGGCUGGGUAAUGAGUGAUGAAGCCAAUGUCCAUUACGAAGCCAUGCUUGACCAGCUUAUUGAAGGACAUCAGUGGCUGAAAUCAAACAUUGGUGUCGAGGCCAAGACUGGCUGGUCCAUAGAUCAGUUUGGAUACUCCCCUACAAUGCCGUACCUGAUGAAGAACUCUGGGAUAAAGAAUCUGGUGAUACAGCGAGUCCACUACUCCGUCAAGAAGCAUCUAGCGGCAGGAAGGAACCUGGAGUUUCACUGGAGGCAAGCAUGGGCCUCGGGUGUGGAGAGUGACCUGUUCUGCCACGUCAUGCCCUUCCUCAGCUACAGCAUCAUGUACUCCUGUGGCCCAGAGCCCCACGUGUGCUGCAAGUUUGACUUCGACCGGACCAAGUGUCUGCGUGGCAAGAAGUCCAUCGAGCCUGACGAUGUUUCAGACACCAACGUGGAACAACUAUCGUGGGAACUCUGGGAGCAGCUACAGAAGAAAGCUCACCUGUACAAGAGCAACGUGCUGCUGGUGCCCCAUGGCGAUGACUUCCGUUACUCGUCACCAUCAGAGUGGAACAAACAGCUGACGAACCUGGAGAAAAUGUUCACAUUCAUGAACAGCAAGACUGAUUUCCAUAUCAAGAUAGAGUUUGGAACCCUGAGUGACUAUUUCUCAGCCCUGGAGAAGGACAAACCUCACUUCACCCACGAAUCCCCCUUCCCAUCUCUCAGUGGCGACUUCUUCCCCUAUACUGACCGCAGUGACCAGUACUGGUCAGGGUACUUCACAUCCAGACCCUUGUACAAGCACAUCACCCGUGUCCUGCAGGCAAAGAUCAGGUUACUUGACAUAUGGUACACCCUGUGUUAUGCCCGUGCUGUCAGGAGGCAUAAGACAGCAGUGGUGACAUUUCUACGUGAGCGGUUCUCUGUCCUCGUGUCCACAAGGAGAGCCAAUGGUCACUUCCAGCACCAUGAUGCCAUCACUGGGACAUCCUCUUCAGCAGUCACUAAGGAUUAUGCACAAAUCUUACUGAAUGCCAUGGAACAGGCUGAUGCCAUGAUAGGAGCUGUCACCACCAUCCUAAUGACAGAUGGACCAUUGGAAGAGGGGGCCAUCACUUCACACAUCAAGCCAAAUGAGGAGUGGAAACAUUUUGAUGAACCUCCCAUGAGAAAUGCCUUCGAAGUUAAUGAAAAGAGGACUGUCAUCAUCAGUAAUCCGCUUACCACACGUCGCAGAGAGGUUGUGCGGGUAACAACACUGUCACCCGAUGUCACCGUCACUGAUGCUGACCUUGGGUUUGUUCUACAUCAGAUUAACCCGGUUCUGACCUCAGACUUCAACAUUGAUCUCAACAGAUUCGAGGUUGCCUUCCUGGUAGACUUGCCUCCACUCUCAGUAAAGAAGUUUUUUCUCCAACCAUCAAAAGAUGCUGAAAGAUCGCUAGCUAGAGUUUCAGCAUUCAACACCAACCUUGCAGAGGACUUUAAGAAAUCUCGGUUCCGCGUCAGCACUGGUCAGCAGCCAAGAGUGCUUGAGCUGGACAACGGCUACUACCGAGUGUCUUUCUCUCCAUGCACUGGAUUCCUUGAGCAUGUACACAGGAAGGUAGAUGACUGGAUGUAUGAGGUGCAGCUGAAGAUGAUGACAUAUGACACAGGCUCCUGGUUUAAGGACAAGAGUGGAGCCUACACAUUCCAGCCCAAUGGACCAGCAACAGAGUUGGACAUCGAGUACCCAGAGAUGAUGAUGGUGGACGGUCCGGUGAUGUCUGCUGUGUACACCUCUGUGCCAGGAAUACUUCACUCUGCUACAUUGUAUAAAGUAGAAGGUUCAGCUGUUGCCGGCCUUCACCUUGAGAACCGGGUGAACUUGAACAGUGAUCGCUGGGACAACAAGGAGCUGGUGAUGAGACUGGACUCCAGCAUCUACAACAGAGAACACUCCAUCUGCACCGACCUCAAUGGCUUCCAGAUGCACAGGAAGCAGUAUCAAUCGAAGCUGACAAUGCAGGGCAACUUCCAUCCUCUGAGCACAGCGGCUUACAUAGAGGACAGCUUAGGUUCCCGCCUCACCCUCCUGACCGCAGAGACGCACGGGGUGGCCAACUUGGAGCCAGGGUGGCUGGAGGUGGUGUUGGACCGACGCCUAAUGCAGGGGGACUGGCGUGGACUGAAUGAGGGGGUCAAGAACAACAUGCCCACCCCCAGUCACUUUGUCCUGAUGCUGGAGAAGUCACGCGCUAAGCUGGACGCAGGGCCGCCAGUGCCUGCCUGCUUCCCCUCCGCCACCAGCCACCUGUUGUCCCAGUCCCUCCUCCACCCCCUGUCAGUGGGCGUGGUCAACAUAGGGGGAGAUGCUCUGGGUACCAGAUACCUGUCCCAGCUGUCUCUAAUCCAUCAACCUCUACCUCCCGCCCUGGGGCUGGUCAACCUGCGUACACUGAGGGUGAAUGACACUGCGGCAGUGACAAGCUUGCUUAUAGUCCACCAGGCUGGGCUGGACUGUGAUGUCACGGAGACCCUGGAAGAUGAGCAGAAUAUUCAGGAGUCUCCAAGUGUAAAGCUGUUUGAAGAUGUAAAUGUCAUGAGUGCCUUUGAAACCAACUUGAACGGAUUGAAGAUCAAGAAGAAACUGACGUCAUAUGAGAUGAAUGUUCCACCCAUGGAAUUGAAAGUAUUUAAGUUGUCAUUAGGAUAAGAGCAUUAUUCAAAAUAAUUUGUGAAAUGACUGUGAUAUCUUCUGAUUAUAUCUACAUACACUAAUGGUACUCUUAGGGACCAAACAUUUUAUGUUUCUUAUUUAAAAAAAAAUAUGUUUACUAUUAUACAGGGGAGACAAAAUUAUUCUAUAUUGUAUUGUAACACAAAAGAAAAAUAAUUAUUCUGAAAAAUAUGUGUUAAGGAAACGGUAAAACAUUUAAGGAAGAGAAUUAAUAGAUGUCAUCUUCUUUAUUACAAGGAACACGUUUCGGUGUGUAUGCUUACUCCUUCAACAGGUGAAAAUCAUUUUUGUUUGUCCCCUUACCUUAUUCACACAGUGAAUGAUUUACCUUAUUCAUGCAAUCUGUGAUCUCCACCAAUUCACCUCCACACACAGUGGUAAAUUUACCUUAUUCACCCCCUCUGUGAUCUCCACUGAUUUUGCCUACACAGUGGUUUACUUCUGUGAUUUUCACUGUGAAUAUUUUAGGAGUCUACAAUUCGUUGUUAUUGUCAGACCGUUUCAUUUUCAAGAUUUACAAAGAAACCAUUUUGAAAAGUAAAUGAAACAAAUCAAAUUUCAAAUGCUCUGUUUAAAUGAAAACAUGCUUGUUAACAUCUGUUUGUUUGUAUCCAGUGUUCUGCCGAGGCAGUGGCCUAGCAGGAUUCUCGCAAUAAUUCAUUGAUUGGCUCAUAAUAUGUACGCUCAGUGGGACUUGAUAUCAAGCACAUUCACGAGGAUGGGUUUAUUUUAUUUAAUUAUGGGAGUAACUGACUACCUCAAAAAUAUUUUACUUCACUCGGACAGCUGCUUCAAUUAUUGAAUGUAAACGUCCUGAUUUUCAUUGCCUCAAGUGUCUUAAUUUACAAGCGGCACCUUUCAUUGGCUGAAGGUCACAAAUGGUCCAAUCAGAAUCAAGAUUACACAUUUUUGCAGAUAUAGUAGUCAUGGUUCUGAUAGGCCAACGAUGUGCUUGGUUCAAAUGAGCCCAGUAUUGCAGAAUCACUGACCACUUGUUAUGUCAGCGAUCAAAGAAUGUUUCCCAUGGUGCACCUGACAGUCACCAUGGUGACAGACCGAGGAAAGGGGGAGAAAUUACAUGACUAUACAUGGUCGCACCAUAACUAAGAAAAAAUACUACAACAUGCCAGUUUUGUAUGAAUCAUGUGAAAUUUAAUUCAAUGACUAAGCUAUAUUCUAAUUGUAGAACAAGUAUCUUGAAGAGACUUGCUAAUGGCAGUGAUCACAAACAGGCUGUUGAGUCUACGUAUGUGACAUCGGAUGUUGUUGCUACAAUACGUCAUAUCUGAGAUAAAUGUCAUACAAACAUUCUGCGUAUCACUGACGUUACUUGUGGACGGAGAUUCUGCAGCAGUAACCUUCAUAUGAUCUCACAGAGUGCUGCCUGAUUAGUUUUGAAAAUGACCCCAUCUAUUUAUGCUGAAGAGGACCCAGUUCCCACUUGUUCAGUUUCUUGGCAGAACAUUGAUUAUCUUAAUAAUAUUAUUUCAAGAGGAUUUUUUAAAGGAAAAUAGCCUAAAAUAAACCCGAACCUAAAAAUAUUCAAUUUUUUAGCCUCUUGGAUCUUGACAUACUGAUUAAGAAAACCUGAAAAAAAGAAAUCAAUUUUGUCUAGCUGAUAUAUUUUCAAUUUACAUAACUUGAUUACAGUUUGUCGGAAUGAUUGUAUAUUUUGCAAGUCAGUUGGAUUUCAGGUCAUUACAUGUCAAUAUUAUUACUCACCUGUUGGAGGUAUCACUGUCUAGUUAACAUACAGCUGUAUUUCACAAUUGCUUGAUAUGUUUUGAAAUGCACCAAAUAGUAUCUAAUCAGGCCUCAAAGUUGCAACUAAAAUGGUCGCCAAUGCGACCUAAAUUUUAUUUUGUCUACUGUCUAAAAUUCAGAGGUAGCCAAAUGACUACCUUGAAAAAUAUCUUGUGGCGACUAAAUUCUAUUGCUACACGUCUGUAGACACAAAAAUAAAUAACAGCUGAUCUUGGAAAACAAGUCUGCCUUUAAUUGUACUUGCAAAUAAUUCCUCCUAAAGUCGACAAUGAACCAAAAGACAUAAGUAUUAAUGUAAUUAGUACUUUAUUUUAAUUGACAAUGCUCUUUGGAUAAGCAAGGCUAUACCUUACCUAUAUAAUCUAGUAACAUAAAUUGCAUCAUUGUUCGAGUCACAAGUAACAAAAACAAGUACAGUUUCGACUAAUAUACAACUCCAAGACAAGUGCUAUAACUUGUACAUAUUAUAAUAGUUAUUUGAUAAAAGAUAAUUUCAAAUUCUUUUGGCUACCUACAAUAUGAGCUUGACUUCUUAAUUUUACCACUGGCUACCUGGGAAAAAAUACUUGUAGCCAUAUGGCUACUUGGUAAAAAAUUAAACUUUGAGGUCUGCUAAUAUAAAUCUAUAUAUAACAUCCAAAAUUUUCCAAUCAUAAUUCUAUGGAGAUGAGUAAAUAGUUUCAGGUCCCAUGUUAGUUGUAUGAUGAAGUAAAUCCUGUGAUUGUUCGUGUAUGAAUUAUGGUGUCUGGCAGUCUGGCAUUUCAAGACAGUUUCAUGUUUCAGUGACCAAUCAUUAUUGAUGAGGAUGGAUGUUUUUCUCAUUAGAACAUGCCAGUCAUUUGAUCAGGAAAACUCUUGGUAUCACAAUUACACAAUAGGUGAAGUGUCUGAUGCCAAGUUGUAUUAUCCUUUCUUCAACUGUGCUUGUUUUUGAUUGCCAGUAACAGUGUGUCUUUCCCAGGUUAAUGUUCCUAAUGCGCUCAGUAAAUUAGUUCCUCCUAAUUGUCGAUUUUAAUUAACGUUCAUGUUACAAUGUCGAUAAAUAUUUAUAUUUAUUUGAAAUGAAAAUUUUCCGUACAUCCAUUCAGCAUAACAUCACGCAAAUCUUACAAAACGAACUAUUUAUCUCCUAAAUGAUCUCACAAGUUGGAUGGGUUAAGAAGGCUAGUGUCAUUAAUCCAAUUCACACAGGUUAUCUAUGUCUGUGGGUUGCUGUGAUGCCAACUCAAGUCAAGAUACAAAAUGCUUCAAAAUGAAAUCAUAAGCAAACAAAAGCAAAGCAAAAGGCCUUUACGAGCAGUGAUUUAUAACCCUCUGCCAGUUGAUAUCAUAGUGUAAAUAGGUAUGCUUAUGAUAGAAUAUUUGUGUACCAUUGUGCUCUCGUACGGAUGUUUGUUGUACACAAUGCACUGUGAUAGCAAUAUGAAGCUCCUUUACCAAAGUGAACUGAAGUCCCUGAAAAGUGCCGGAGAAUAGAAGAACUCGGUUCAAAGUUGUAAUUAUAGUGAAGCAAUAGGUCAGAGCAAUGUUAAGUGGCACUAUUUGAUAUAGUUUCAUAGAAGACUCCAUGAUUCAAAGGGCAUUUCAUUAUGUGACUUUACUUAGACUGUGAAUUUAUGUAUACAUAUAUUUAGAGUGAUUGUUGGUGGUCAUGUGUGUGUUUGUUUGAUCAUCAUGUGUGAGUCGUGUACCAUGAGUUUGGUUGAUCAUGCCUCAUGUCAUCUUCCCGAGGCAAGGGUGUUAACUGACUAUAAAAGUCCAGUUUCCACCCUUGCGGAACUUGGCUGGUAUUCUGGAGUUACAUUUUGGCUGGACUAACGGGUCUA